Molecule: messenger RNA, 1440 nt
Organism: Cyphellophora attinorum
Lineage: Eukaryota; Fungi; Ascomycota; Eurotiomycetes; Chaetothyriales; Cyphellophoraceae
Product: 4-aminobutyrate aminotransferase
Exons: 1
Coding region: 1-1440 (479 amino acids)
Biological process (GO): GABA catabolic process
Cellular component (GO): mitochondrion
Molecular function (GO): pyridoxal phosphate binding
Source: RefSeq, a predicted model, not a curated record
AUGCCGGAGAUGAGAGUCCAUCACAGCAAGAAGCACUCGUUGCCCUUCUUCGAGCAGGAGCCCGCAGGUCCAACUGUGCGACGCACGUCUGGCCGUCCGAAAUGUGAAUUGAACAAGACUGAACUCGACGAGGUCGUUGACGUGCAGCACGUUGACAUGCCAGUGAACUUCACUCAAUGUUUCGGUAACUACAUUUGCGACCUAGAUGGACAAGUCCUACUGGACGUAUAUGCUCAGAUUGCAUCAAUCGCUGUCGGCUACAACAAUCCAUCUCUUGAUCAUUCGGCAAGAUCCGACGAGAUGGUGUCUGCUCUCAUCAAUAGGCCAGCCAUGGGUAAUUUUCCGCAACAUAAUUGGCGGGAGAUACUCACUUCCGGCAUCCUGAAGGUCGCUCCAAAGGGGCUCAAUCAGGUUCAAAUGGCAUCAGCUGGAGCAGACGCCAACGAAAUGGCGUUCAAAGCGGCGUUCAUUUGGAAGAGACAGCAGGAACGCGGCGGCUACCAUGUCGACUUUACUGCUACUGAACUUGAGUCCGCGAUGGACAACUCUACCCCGGGAUCGCCUCAGUACUCGAUAAUGUCCUUCAAGAAAGGCUUCCAUGGUCGGCUCUUUGCCAGUCUGUCAACAACACGCAGUAAAGCCCUGCAUAAGAUCGACAUACCUGCGUUUGACUGGCCACAAGCACCUUUCCCGUCCUUGAGAUAUCCCUUGGACGAACACACAGAGUACAAUCGGUGUGAGGAAAGUAGAUGUCUUCAGGCGGCGGAGGACAUUAUCAAGACAUACCACAAUCCAGUAGCUGCAAUAAUUGUGGAGCCUAUCCUGUCAGAAGGAGGCGAUAUACACGCCUCGCCAGCAUUCUUCAGAAGACUCCGACAGAUCACGAAGGAGAACAAUAUUCUCAUGAUAGUCGACGAAAUUCAGACAGGCGUCGGGGCGACUGGAAAGUUUUGGGCACACGAGUAUUGGGAUCUAGACUUUCCACCCGACAUGGUCACAUUUUCCAAAAAGGCUCAAGCAGCAGGCUACUACUAUGGAGAGAAAACGAUACGUCCAAACAAGCCAUACCGCCAGUUCAACACAUGGAUGGGUGAUGCGUCCAAGGCAAUUCUCUUCCGUGCGAUCGUUGACGAGAUAGAGCGCCUGGACUUGGUGAGAAAUGUGGAAUCUACGGGCAAGUACUUAAGAGCCCAGCUUUUCGAACUAUCGCAGAGAUCUCCGAAUCUGUUUAUGAACUUGCGCGGACAGGGGACCUUCAUUGCAUUCGACAGCACGGAUAGAGAUCUAUUCAUUGCGAAGGCUAAAGAGCUCGGGGUCUUGAUUGGGGGUUGUGGUGAAAGGACUGUCAGGUUGCGACCGAUGCUGAUAUUUCAGGAGCACCACUGCGACAUUUUGAUCGAUGUUCUCACCCGGGUCGCUCGGGAUAUGCAGUGUUCUUGA